Acanthochromis polyacanthus (spiny chromis) is the source of this 9162-nucleotide messenger RNA. RefSeq names its product lysine (K)-specific demethylase 6B, b (gene kdm6bb). Bases 386 to 5677 code for a protein of 1763 amino acids. The record is from RefSeq and is a predicted model, not a curated record. Gene Ontology annotation, cellular component: MLL3/4 complex. Gene Ontology annotation, molecular function: RNA polymerase II cis-regulatory region sequence-specific DNA binding; chromatin DNA binding; histone H3K27me2/H3K27me3 demethylase activity. Lineage: Eukaryota; Metazoa; Chordata; Actinopteri; Pomacentridae. The transcript has 22 exons. Gene Ontology annotation, biological process: heart development; regulation of gene expression.
ACAUGGAUCGGUCUGCUAUGAGAGCCCCAGCAUCAGAGAGUGGAGUGGAAACAGGAAGAGGAGGAGAGGGGAAGAAAGGAGACAGAGGAGAGGAUCGGGUGAGACAAGGUGGCGAGGACUGAAAGGGAGGAAAAGGGGAGCAGAGGGGUGUGAGGACCAAAGAGAGAGAAGACAAAAAAAGAGCUUGCAGAGGAUGAGCCUGUCUAUUUAAAGGCAUCUGAGACUGCACGGGUCUGCUGUCUUUCUAUUCCUGACCGACUGCAUCAUCAAAUUUGGACCAGAAAGUCUGUCUCCCCCCUUUUUUCCUCAGUCCUCAUUGCAAGACUGCUUUUUGCUCUCAGGUGUGAAGAGGAGGGCCUCCCAAACACAGACCAAGACUGGCUGCAUGUAUCACCAAGCAGAGCUCUAUUCUGGCCGUAACACAUGGGACUCCUAUCCAGCUGGGGGACCUAACAGAGGACAAUGGGCUCCUGUCAACAGUCGCCCCUGGAGCCACACAGAAAGAUGCCAAGGAGGGCGCAAUCAAUCACACCAUUCACUAUCAAACCGUCUUUACAAUAGGGGGGACAGAGCAGUCAACCACGUCCAGGACAAGGGUAUCUCAAAGGGGCACCGACAGCUGCUACGAAUUGGUUACGGUAAAGAGCAGCCAUUUGAGGCCCAGAACUGGCACCACAACUCCACACGCUCAUUCCACAAUCGAGCCGGCGGCAACAAUGGUUAUCUAACGGGACCCGGAGAACGCUACUGGGACAACAAUGUCAACAACUCUGAGCAUGGGGGUCCUCGCCUGCAUCGCAACAACAGCAGGGAUCUCCAACCCCCACCAGAGAGGUGGGCCCCCUCAGACUGCCGCAGGAGCUUCCCAGGCAGAAUGGUAAACAACAGACCAGGACCUUGGAAACGGCCAGCCCUCCACCAGCGGCGUGAACAACUGCACCAGCACAGUCCACCCCCACAGCACCCCUUAUGCCCUAGAGAUGAGUUUCCAGCCAAGAGGAGAAGAGACUCGGGUCCUGAUCAGUCAUCUCAUCCUGGAUCAAGGCAUUUACCUUUACUUACCCAUGCCCCAUCACCACCUCGCCACCACCGCUGCAACCCAGAUGACUGGAAGCCUCUUAAUGACAGGGCAGGUCCUUGCCACUACUCUGAUCACAGGAGCUCAACAACACAGCAACAAGAAACCUCUAAACUGCGAGCUGGAGGACAUGGCCUCAGUAACCCGGUACCGCUACACCAGAGCUGCGGCAGCAGACCACCACAUCAUGGAAGCAGAGGGAAGAUCGACCGGAAAAUCUCGUCUUCACCAGCAGACCACACCCGUGUGCCUUACAGCCACCAAAACCAUCAUUACCACCACCAACGGCACACAGGCCACUCGAGGGCCCCACAGCACAACACCCUGCUACGCCCUCUGGAGGAAAAGGACUCAAGGACACAUCACCACAAACAAAGCACAGAAACUCAGCGUACUCAUUUAAGGGGAAAUUCAAGAGAUGUAGAUUCUCCUCCCUAUUCAUCCCUCCUCUGUAGUCCAAAAGAUGGAGGCUCGUCUUCCAGCAGUCCAGGUGCUCCUUCCAGUCCCUCUUCAUACGCACCAGUUAGUGGCAGAAAAGAUCCGUUUGUAAUUCAACAGUGUUGUACCAGCCUCAGUGGACAGCAGAAUUUCCAAGAAAGCCCCAGUCACAUCCCAAGGACUAGUUUGUCAUCGACCACAUCUCUUACAUCUCACGCUGGUUCCAAAUCCAGGUUUUCAGAUCCCAAAUACAGAAAGACCUCACAGCUCCUUUCCUCACGACAGUCUCCUCACGGCAGAUCAAGAGCAAACAAGCCUGAGAAAGAGAUAGAAGAACACAAAAAACCCGAGUACAAAUUAAAAGAUAAACCAGUGAAAAAGGAGAGAAAGAGUGAAAUUCUAAAGACCAGUAGAAAGGGCGAGGAAAGAAAAAGGCGCAAGAAAAAGGAGGAAAAAAGGUUGGGCGAGAAGAAAAAGAAAAGAGAUAAAGCAAUUAGGAGGGAAAGAAAAUUAGGCUCAAAAACUAAAGUCACAGAAAAGGAAAUGUUUGCCUCUCUCUGCACUUCCACCUGUCCAGACGAAGUAAUAUUGAGUAAGAUGGAGACUUCAACUUUGACGGUAGAGAAUCAAGGUCUUUCACCCCCCAAGUACAAGCACUGGGAGGGGAGUGAACAAGCAGAGAGGACAUCACACGGGCUGUCCGCAGACAAUCCUCCUCCCAGCUGCACUUCACAACAGCGACCCCUAAAAUCUGGAAAUCACAAAAUGCCCAAAAAGGACAGCUGUCCCCUAAAACUCCCUGUCAAGGAACAACUAGUACCGUCUCCUCCCAAGAACACUAGCCCCAGUCAGACCAGCAAGAAGAGCAACAUUGUCUCAUCCCAAACAGAAAUGGGACCAAAAAGAAAGCCCCAUGACGCACUCCCUUCUCUGUUAUUUGAAGCCUUAGUACCUCUCAGUACAGCAUGUUCUGUAACCUUAGAGCAGUCUGUCCAUGGUAAAGAAGUUGGGCAGGGAGGGAUCCUCAGUGCCCCAGACCUCCAGCCUGUGGCGGUGCUGGGAAAUCUUAGGGAAAUGGGAGACAACCUUGCCAACACUCCCCCUGUCCUCAGCUGGCAGGGUUCUCCUGUAUCAGUUCUGGGAGAGGAUGAAGAGGAGCUAGAAAAGGGAGUGAUAAGUAGACCGGUCCUCCAGCCCAGCCCCACCCAGUGCUUUUCACCUCCUCCUGUAGAAAGUGAAAGCAAUGAGGAUAUGAAUAAGGAGCCUUGUGAGGAUUCACUGGAUGAUUAUUCACAAAGUGGCGCAUCUGAACUCUGUGAUCUGCCUUGUAAAACCGAACAAGUGGCCGAGGAAGAAAAUGAAGAGGAGGUGAAGAGCAGCAAGGAGACCCCUGGCUCUCUUCUUCGUGAGCUUCACCACCACAAAACGGGUUUGGAUGAUGUCUUCAAGAGCUUGGCCUCCUUCCUCGGAGGCCAAAGGGUCACAUGUCGAGGUGGUCCAUUCGGCGGGCCUCCUGCUAGUGCUACAAAAGGCGUGAAGUACUCCUCCUCUCUUGCGCUGGGGCCAGAGAUCCACUGUCAUGAGAAUCAGGAUUUCUCCGCCAAAUCAAAUUCCACACCUUCCUCUGAACCCAGUAGUCAAUCGCCAACUCACACUACCUCAGACACACUUUUUCAAUCACACAGUAAAACAGAUCUGAGUGAGCCAGUCACUGAUGAUCAGGAAAAGCAGCAAAAAAUCGAAAAUAAUAUGAAAGAGAAACAAGAGAGCAAAGAUGCAGAGACCCGACUGGAGAGAACAGAGUCGCCUCUUUUGGAUGGGUCACUGAGUGCAGAGCUGAGACUGACCACAACACAUACAGCCUCUUUCACCAGCCUCAUUACUGUGUCUACCAAGGAGGAGAGAGAACACGGCAAGGAGACAGAACACACAGGUACAGACCGAAAGAGAAAACAAAAGGCUAAGGAUGGAAGAGGAGAAGGAGAGAUCAAGAUUAAGAUAAAGACAGAGGAAAGCAAAGUCCUCUGUUCUAAAAAUAAAGCAACCGAAAUGAAGGACUUGAAAGAGAAGGAUGUUCCAUCCUCAGUGCCGGUCGUCUCCAGAAACUCACCCAGACCUCUCAAAGACAGUAUGAAGGGCCACAUUCCUCAGGAAAAUCAAACCCUACAUGGCAAAGACAUCCAGGGAGAAAAAGUGAACACUGGGAAUGCUAAUGUAAAGACAGCAACAGAGAAGAAGGAAGAGGUUGAUGAGACAUCGUCCGCAGCAGGAAGUGCAGAUACCAACAACUCACAGUCACCAUGUGGUGUAACAAUCAGUACAUCCAAAUUAGGUGCUCCCACACCAGCAAGUAAACCUCCCUCCUCAUUAGCUCCAGUGGACCCCCUGAAACUGAAAGCAUUGUCCAUGGGCCUGUCUAAGGAGCUGAAGAUCAUCUUGAUUAAAAUGCAGAGUGCUGGGAGGCAGACAUUCAACAUAUCAGAAGUGGAAGAGCAAAGAAUCCCACUUUGCAAGAUCAGCAUCAAAAACACGGCCACUGAAGUCAUCAGAGCAUGCAAGGGAACAAGAGUGAAGGGGAAAUUCAAGGAGUCAUUCCUGCUUCCUGCGUUCUCUGUUAAACCCAACAUUGACAUUGAGAUUCCCAUUCCUCGGGAAAAGCUGAACCCUCCCACACCAAGCAUUUACUUAGAGAGUAAGAGGGACGCCUUCUCUCCAGUUCUGCUUCAGUUCUGCACUGAUCCCAAAAAUGCUGUUACGGUCAUCAGAGGCCUUGCUGGCUCGCUCCGCCUUAAUCUUGGUCUGUUCUCCACCAAAUCUCUGGUGGAGGCCAAUUCGGACCAUGCAGUGGAAGUGAGGACUCAGGUUCAGCAGCCUGCUGAUGAGAACUGGGAUUCAAGCGGUUCCACACAGACGUGGCCCUGCGAAAGCAGCCGCUCGCACACCACCAUCGCCAAAUACGCCCAGUACCAGGCCUCCAGCUUCCAGGAGAGUCUACAGGAGGAGAAGGAGAGUGAGAAUGAGGAGGAAGGAGAGCAGACCUCAGACCAAUCAGCGGCCACAAAAGCUGCUCUGAUGUUAGCCAACAUUAAAGGCAGUGCCACUUCAGCAGCCAAUAAAGCCAGUUCUGCUCCCGCCGUCAGCAAAGCCCUCCCUGUUCACAGCACCACCUCACCCAGCUUAGAGCAGAAAACAGCCGGGAAGAUCAUUAAAUUCGGGACCAACAUUGACCUCUCUGACCCUAAAAGGUGGAAGCCCCAGCUGCAGGAACUCCUGAAGCUGCCAGCUUUCAUGCGAGUGGAAUCCAGUAACAACAUGCUCAGUCACGUUGGCCACACCAUCCUGGGCAUGAACACUGUCCAGCUGUACAUGAAGGUGCCAGGCAGCCGCACACCAGGUCAUCAAGAAAACAACAACUUCUGCUCAGUCAACAUCAACAUUGGGCCUGGUGACUGUGAGUGGUUUGCAGUCCAUGAACACUACUGGGAGGCUAUCAACAAGUUCUGUGAGAAGCAUGGAGUAGACUACCUUACAGGGUCCUGGUGGCCAGUCCUGGAAGACCUCUACAGCUCCAACAUCCCUGUGUACCGCUUCAUUCAGAGGCCAGGAGACCUGGUGUGGAUCAAUGCAGGGACUGUACACUGGGUCCAGGCAGUGGGCUGGUGCAACAACAUCGCCUGGAAUGUGGGACCACUCAACUCAUACCAAUAUCAACUGGCUCUGGAGCGCUUCGAGUGGAACGAGGUGAAGAAGGUCAAGUCAAUCGUUCCCAUGAUCCACGUUUCAUGGAAUGUGGCUCGCACCAUCAAGAUCAACGAUCAGGAUACCUUCAAGAUGAUCAAACACUGCCUGAUGCAGUCCAUCAAGCACAUCCAGAUUCUGAGAGACCAGCUGGUGGCUGCGGGGAAGAAAAUCUGUUACCAGAGCCGUGUGAAGGAUGAGCCGGCCUACUACUGCAACGAGUGCGAUGUGGAGGUGUUUGACCUGCUGUUUGUGACCAGUGAGAACGGCAGUAAGAAGACCUACGUGGUGCACUGUGAGGACUGUGCCAGAGCUAAGAGCCCGUCGCUGGCAGGAGUAGUGGUGCUGGAACAGUAUCGAAUAGAGGAGCUGAUGAGAACAUACGACAGUUUUGUGCUGACUUCAUCACCCCUUUCAAAGUGAGGACUCCUCCACAGUGUUUUUCAGCCAUAACCAAAACUCUAAUGGCAGCACAAAUGUUGUCUUCAAGGCAGCCUGUUCCUGCAAACACUUUCUCAGUCAGCCAAUCACGUUUACUCAGUAUUGUUUACAUCACACAAUAAGGUAUGGAUACUCAGCCAAUCCAACUAUAGCUCACUGUCUUCCCCAUACCAGCUGCUGAUUGGACGUGUGUUUUGAAAUAGAAUGACUAGACUGGUACUUCUCAUGAAAAGCAUUUCAGAAUAAAAAAAAAAAAAAGCAAAACAAUGUGAGCACUGCUAGCACUGAAAAUCAGGUUAUAUAUGUUCAACGGACUCUGCUGUGAUUCAAAAGCGUCAAGUAGCCGGUUCUGUGUAAUGAUUCAGGUACUUUUAUGCAAAUUCAGUAGAACUUUUUUACACCAAUCUAGUUAUUCUAUAUGUCCAUGAAUUUGCUGUGAUUCUAUUGUACCAGCAGGGGAAUCGCUUCACAGGAGAAGUAGCUGAUUGUCACAUUUGGCAUUGUAUUGGUUCCUGUUUUUGUUUGGUAUUCAGGUGACAUUUGUAAUUCCUGUCUGUAAACUCUUCGAGGUGCUAUUCCAAUCUUAUUUAUUCUCGUUAGAUACUUAAAAAGUUUUACCAGCCUAGAAGUACACCACAUUGGCCUUGUGAACUGUAUUUAGAGGAGAGGUAAUUAGAGGAAUAAACACACACAAAUGAGGUUUUAUGUAAGUAUUUUAAAAAAAAAUGAAUCAAAAAAGUUUCAGUUUCUCUAAAAUACGGGUUUACUAGAGGACUAAUAUGGUUUCACUCUUAGUUGGAAAUCAAGUGUGUAGAGGGGAAGUGUUUGCUUUUUCACGAGUCCAGCUGACUGGCGGUUGGUGUGGUUUCUAUGAUACACCGAGAAAACAGACAUGGUGUCGUUUUUAUUUUUGGAAGGGGAAAAUAGUCCCAAGUUUUAUACCUCUUUUUGUUGCAAUGUUCCUGUUUCUAGACGACAGAGAAAAUAAAUAAUUGUAAAUUGUGAAUGAAUUUAUGGAAUACACAGUGGUGUGCAUAGAUGGGGUGCAGAGAGAGAAGUUGGAGUCAGCAUUGAUGUUCGUGUCAAUGAAGUGCCCAUGAAGUAAUCUGUCCAAAGAGACACACAAUCACAAUCUUAUAAUGCAAAAAAAACCAGUGAGGCCAAACACGAGCAGACUGCAGGGCACUUCACUGUUUCCAUUUAGCCCCAAACAUCCGCCCUGAUGAGGUUUCAGCUCCAUGCACUGCCACGGGGUUUAAUAUACCGUAUUCACAGUUCGACAUGUUUAACAAGCACAUGAACUGAAAUAUCACAAGAAAGGUCCAGAUGUCAAGAGCCCAUGUUAUGCUUUUGGGGUUUUCCCCUUUCCUUUAUAGCUUCUUUGUUUUUAUAAAAGAUCUGCAAACUGAGAAAGUCGAUGCCAAAGGGAGUUAUUGUCUCCCACAGCAAACUCUGCUUCUUACCUGCAUGAAAAACGCUUCAUUUGGAGUUCAGACUUUUGUUCUGUGGCUGACUUAGUCACCGUGUACCACGUUUGCGUAAUGCUUGCUUGCCUAAUGUCUCCAAAUGUUAGCGGCUCUUAGAGGGCUGCACAGCUUGCAUAGAAUUUGGGGUUACUGUAGUUAAGCAACAGUGCUUUGCUUUUGCCUACCAGAACAGACAGGGAGAGCUAAAAUAGAGCAGAUGACAGACAGCAGAUGAGACAAGGUGCUUCAGUAAUGUACAGUAUGAGAAAAUAAUGUGUUUUUGAACAUUAAGUCAUGUAACAAUGGUCGUUUAAACCCCAAACAUAAAACCACGAACCUGCAAAGGAGCAUAAUAUGGGCUUUUUACCAGUCCAUCAAAAUAUUAUUAUCAUUAUUUUUAUCACAUUAAAUAGUAGUUUUCCUCAUUAUAUCAUAUUUCUGAUUGUCUGUUUGUACUUAUUUAAAAAAAGGCAAAUAUAAAGAUGAAGAUUUUUGUUACAGCUUUGAAGUAGAACCUGAGUGAUACCUGAUGUUUUUUAGACCAGUAGCGAUAUAUUGAUAUUUGACAGUUUAAAAAAUGUCAAAAUGCCAUAUUGGUUGCUCGUGAUUUUUAAAAUAGAAGCAUAACAGACAAUUCUAGCACGGACCGUUUAGAUUUUGUGGUUUGUUUUUGAUGAACUAUAACCACGUUACUAAGCUGGACAUUUUACAGUAUAAAACUCUACACAUCGGUGCUGCCAGACUCUGUAACAGUGCAUUACUUCACAUGUAGUUUGGUAUUUCUGUGCUGUAAGUUACUACAUACAUGAGCUAAGCUUGGUAAGUGUAUCAGUCUAGUUCUACUUCAAAGUACAUUCAGCAGCUCUGAUUCCUACACAGAAUGUCUUUACUACUCACUACACUGGACUGUAUUCACAUGCUGUAGGCCUGUUUCUGAAUUUGAGUGGAGGUUCAGCAUCACUGUAGUAUAAUCUUUGUUAUGAAAUCCCCACAGAUGACAACUUUCAGAACACACCUCUGCACUCAUUAGUCUGUGCACACCAUUUCAUGUACAUAAUGUAUCUGUUUUCAGGUUUACUAGAAGACUUAUGUAGUUUUGUUUUCAAUCAGAAAUCUAAUUUGUAUAUGGUCACAUGUGUCCACCUCAGUCAUUUGUUUUCGUUGUUGCUAUAUUAUAAUACACCUGGGGGGAAAAAAUCCUGUUUCACUCUAGUUUAAAUUACUGCAAGGGGAAUUUCUUCCCACUUUUAUACCUCUUUUUGUUGUCAGUUUCUGUUUUUUGGAUUACAGAGAAAAUGGAAUAUUGUAAAUUGUGACAUUAUUUAUACUGUACAUGGUUGUUUUCUUAUAUAUUUAUUGCAUAUCAAAGGAUACUUCACUUGAUAAGGGGCUACAAGGUAUUUUAAAAAUGUAGUAUGGUCAUAAUGUGUGGAUAGGGGAAGUGCAAUCAGGGGGGCGGUUUAAUUUUCAUGGUGCUAGACCCCUCCUUGCCUCAAUGCCCCCUCAUUAAACAGCAUAUAAUGAUGUAUGAACAUAAGUCAGUGAUACAACUCAAACCAACCAUUUGGUGCUUAGAACCAUUUCAACACAGUUUACUGGUACCAGAAAUGGAAUGAUGUCUUUGUACUGUAUCUAACAGAUAAAUACGAGAUCUUUUUAAACUUUUUUUCCAUUGUAUGAAUUCAUAAUCUUGUGAGGCAUUAGUGGUUUUAUGAUGAGCAUUAGCAGUAGUUGUAAUUCUUGACACUUUUGCAGAGACUUUUAGGGAUGUGACUUUUAAUGGCGUCGAGGUUUUUUGUGUCUUGUCCUCAUUAUUAGUAUUAUUUGGAGGAUGUAACAAUGCUCUUUUUUUUCCCUCUUGUUUGAUUUAUGCUGCACUUAUUGUUUCAAAAAGAACUCGCAUAGAAGAAGACCUGAGCCAGACCUGUCUUAAAUCCCUCUGUGAUUUUUCUGUGACAUAUUGUAUCGUUGUUCAAGAAAAUAAAAUGUUUUGAUAAAUUA